GAGUACGAUAAUCUAAAACAUCUGAUGAGCCAGGCACGGGCAGCUUGAAUAAGUGAAAAUAAGUGACUUUAUUGCAGUUAAGAAAGUUACGUAAUACUGAAAAGGAAAGUGUGUAAAUAAGAAGGAAAGAGGAACGAGAGGAGGAGGACCUAAGAAACGAUACAAUGCGUUACAGGUCAAAAGAAGAAGAAGAAGAAGGAGAAGAAGGGGGCGUCUUCAAAUGGGCAUUGGGGCAUCAUGAGUGAAGUGACACCCACAGGGGCAGUGCCAAAGGAUGCGUGUAUGGAGGGCUUUGAGGGGAGUGCACUUGUAGGAAGCAAGUGUGGCACCAGCACACCACUGCACAAAUCAUGCCUCACAAAUCCACCAACGGCAACACUUCCAUCACCGCUGGCAUGCAGCACACCCCCCAGCCACAACAAACAUCAGACUGCACAUGCUACACACACCCCAAAAGCUGCCACUCCAUAUGCUGGAGUAACCUAUAUGGUCGAGUAUAUGAGAGAGGAGGGACAGUCAACACCUUUGCCCUUAGACCCACACUUGUUCCCAGGGGGCCUCCAACCAGGGGAUGUGGUGGAAGUCUGGGGUAACACUGGCUGUGGCAAGUCAGUGCUCACUCUCAGCCUAGUUGCUUCAGCUCUCCUUCCUGCAGAAUGGUGUGGCAUUGAGCUUGGGGGCUGCAGCACAGGGGUCACCUUUAUUGAUUGUGACCAGCACUUUAGUAUCUUUCAACUAGUCAACUUGAUGUACAAGAAAGUUAAGGCACAGAUAAAACUAGCCAAGGAUGCCUUAAAUAAUUACAGAAAGGGUAAGACUGCUGAGAAGACUCCUAUUCACAGUGUUAAAGAAGUUACAGAACUUUUGAAAAGUAACAAAGCCAGUUUGAAGACAAAGAUUGAGGAGAUGGUGCAAGACUGCCUGAAGUCUCUGUACUACAUCAAAUGUGUGGAGAGUGUGCAAUUCCCAAUAGUCUUUGCCUCCAUGGAAGAGCACCUCGCCAAGCACAGUGAUGUCUCACUGGUGGUCGUUGACAGUCUCUCGGCCUUCUGCUGGUACGACUGGGCCUACCAAGGAGCUGGAAAGUUUUACAGAUUGAAAGAAUACUAUGACAGGGUGCUGAGUGUUCUCCUGGCCAACAUCAGGAAGUACAAGGUGGUGCUCCUCACUGUGAAACAAGCACUCUUCCUGAAGAGCUUGGAGGAGACUCCAAGAAUGGAUCAGGCUAAAGAUGAAGAGGAGCCAUACCAUCGCCAAGAAGGAAAAGGACAGCGUGGCGAGAUCGAUGUAGACAUGGCGGAAGGUGAUGAUAUGGAAAACAUGAAGUUGAGCGAAUAUCUUGGUUAUGAAUGGGUUAGUAGUGUCACAUGGAGGGUCAUUCUGUCAAAAGUAAGAGCCAGUUCCUUGAGUCCUUCAAGUGUGUCACCCAAAGGGUCUAGCAGCAGGAACUUGCCGCACAGGAGUGAUGUGAUGUGUGAGGAGGAGGAGGCAGUGUUCUCAGCAGAAGUUGUCAAGGAUAAGCAGAGAAAGUGGUUGUUCUUUGUCAUUGAUGAGGAAGGAGUAAUUUGGAGACAGGCAGCUUUGGGUCACUAGGUGUUAUUUUAUACAACUUUAUGGACUGAAUUUUAUUGGCAUAUUUAUUUUAACUUGCUUUUACAUUUAGCUAAAGUAUUUAUUUAUUUUCUGUUGGUGCAUAAUGUUCUAUGGAGGAUUUGUUCUCUGCCCUUUUAAGUGUUGUUUGGUAUCUUUUUAAUUUUUAUUAAUUUGCUCAAUAAAUUGUGAUUUUGACACUGGUUAUAGUAUCCUUUUCAGUUACAUUUCUAUAUGCCUGUGUUGCACUCUGGAUGAAUGGCAUAUAUAGACUCCACAGAGGAGAAAGGAGCCUGCAGAUUGUUGAUAUAUUGUGUGAAAGGGAACAUUACUGCAAACCAUGAGGAUUUUUUUUUUUUUUUUUUUUUUUUUUUCAGGAACUCUGCUGCUUUUCUAGUGCCUUAGUUUGCGGGUAUUAUAGGGUGAAUCUGGGAUAUAGGCACAGUUAACAGGAAGUGUUUUUCCUUAAGAUUUUUGUCUGAUUUAAUCAUGUAGCCUAAUAUUUUUUUCGAAUAUGUACGUAUAAUACAACUGGAGGUAGAAUUCUUCAGUUAAUGUACCUCUUAACCCUCUUUAGUUACUUGUCUAUAAAUAAUAAUAAGGUUUACUCAAAAGGUGAUUUUGACAUCCAAACGGGAUAACACUAAGCAGUGAAACCUAUACAUAUGCGAAUUUAUUCGAUUUUCGACCCUUUCGAGUCGGUUUUCGAGCCCAGUUACUAAAUACUAAGUUUAACAUUUGCAUUUUGCCGUCGAUUGAUACUAAUAACUUUUCUGUAACCCCAGAAAUAAGGGAGUUACGGCGAUUCGCACCAAAGCGGUUGAUUUUUCAAAAUUCGCCGCAA
Molecule: messenger RNA, 2434 nt
Organism: Eriocheir sinensis (Chinese mitten crab)
Lineage: Eukaryota; Metazoa; Arthropoda; Malacostraca; Decapoda; Varunidae
Product: DNA repair protein XRCC2-like
Exons: 2
Coding region: 238-1593 (451 amino acids)
Biological process (GO): DNA strand invasion; double-strand break repair via homologous recombination
Cellular component (GO): Rad51B-Rad51C-Rad51D-XRCC2 complex; replication fork; centrosome
Molecular function (GO): four-way junction DNA binding
Source: RefSeq, a predicted model, not a curated record